GUGUUCAUACAGGUGCACCCCGGUCCCCUCCUUCACUCUGCUGAGCUUUGGCUUUGAGGAUCUUUACUCAACACUUUCCAAAGGCAUUCGGUAUUGCCAUUUUCUUUGGACAAACAGUCCCCCACAGGAUGGCGGUGAAUUGGCUCGGACUUGUGUCCAUAGGAGUGUUUUACAUCAUCGUAAUGGGCACAGGCAUCUGGGCGUCCAGGAGGUCCAAACGUGAGGAGAAGAAAUGCUCCGGGAAGCGCAGUGAAGUUGCAAUGGUUGGAGGGAGGAACCUAAAUAUCUUCGUCAGCAUCUUUACAAUGACAGCCACUUGGGUGGGAGGUGGCUAUAUUCUGGGUAGUGCUGAAAUGAUCUACAAUCCAACAAAGGGCUUGAUGUGGGCCACCGGACCUCUUGCCUUCUCUAUAAAUCUAAUUAUAGGUGCACUAUUCUUUAUCAAACCUAUACGGUCGAAAAACUACGUCACCCUGAUGGAUCCAUUUCAGGAGAAGUACGGCAACAAAGUGUCUGCUGUGCUCUUCAUUCCCGCUCUCUUUGGGGACAUCCUGUGGAUUGCUUGUACUCUGGGUGCACUGGGAGGGACGGUGAGCGCGGUGGUGGAUAUCCACUCAUCUCUGGCUGUGUGCAUUUCUGCUGCUGUGGCCGUAUUGUACACGCUGAUGGGAGGAUUUUACUCGGUGGCCUACACAGACGUCAUCCAGCUGUUCUUCAUUAUCGUCGGCUUGUGGUCCUGUGUGCCUUUUAUUCUGGCCAGCCCCUCCUCUGCUAACUUCACUGCUGCUGCAGUCACCAAGCUGCACCAGGCACCGUGGAUCGGCAGGCUAGAGCUGGAGGAUGCAGGUCGCUGGGUGGACGACAUACUGCUGCAGGCCAUUGGAGGGAUAUGCUACCAGGCUUUCUACCAGAGGGUUCUGUCCACAGCGACUGAUGGCCAAGCUAAGAUCACCUGCUACGCUGCAGCCAUAUUGUGCCCAAUCCUUGGCAUCCCGUCACUCCUCAUUGGAGCAGCGGCUGCAUCCACCAACUGGAACCAGACCAGCUACGGUUCACCCAGCCCGUAUGAAGAAGGCAAAGCUGGCAUGAUCCUACCCAUCGCCCUUCAGUAUCUUUGCCCUUUCUACAUUUCUCUGCUCGGUAUAGGAGCACUCACUGCUGCUGUGAUGUCAUCCGUCGACUCUGCACUCCUGUCCGCCGCCUCCCAACUGGGCCGAAACAUCUUCAAGAACAUCAUCUACAAAGGGGCAUCAGAAAGACUGAUUCUCAUUGCGGUCAAAGUGUCGGUGGUGCUGUGUGGGAUAGCUGGAGCCGGCCUGGCGAUGAUGACCACAUCCGUUCAGCUAUUGUGGAUCGUCAGUUACGACGUGAUGUAUUGCAUGAUGGCUCCUCAGGUGAUAUGCAUGUUCUACCUGUCUCAGCGGGUGAACCACUUCGGGGCCUGCACCGGCUUCGUGUUGGCGCUGCUGCUGAGGGCUUUGGUUGGAGAAUCCCCCAUCGGCCUUCCCGACCUGCUGCCCCUGCCGUGGGACAAGAUCCAGGAGGACGGCACCCGAUACCGCCUGUUCCCCUUCCGCACCGCGAUCCUGCUCAUCACCCUCGGCUCUGUUCUCCUGGUGUCACGCCUCGCCGAGUGCCUGUCUAAGAAGGGGAUGCUGGAAAGUGGAGCUGGAACAGACGCUCCAUGUCAGGAGAUGAUCCCCAUGAAUAAAGAGCAGACUCACUCCUAACAUUUUCACAGCCUGCUGGUGACUUUACUUCACUCUACAAUAAGACCACCCUCAUAAAGUGUUUACGAAUAGUUUGUAAUUCCUUUAUUUAUUAAGUUGUGAACUCUUUAUAAAUCGUUAAUAAGAUUUUAUAUGACAAAAAAUAAACAGGGCCACAGUGACUGCUUGCCAAAUAGUGAGCCCACAUUUAACUGUACUUUAAGCCUUAUAUUGGCUACUUAGCUCAAAGUGGGGGUGGGGGGAAUCAACUCAGUGAACAACAGAUACCCAGGAUACUGGCUGAUGAAGAAG
Molecule: messenger RNA, 2021 nt
Organism: Eleginops maclovinus (Patagonian blennie)
Lineage: Eukaryota; Metazoa; Chordata; Actinopteri; Perciformes; Eleginopidae
Product: high affinity choline transporter 1-like
Exons: 9
Coding region: 129-1730 (533 amino acids)
Biological process (GO): acetylcholine biosynthetic process; choline transport; transmembrane transport
Cellular component (GO): plasma membrane
Molecular function (GO): choline:sodium symporter activity
Source: RefSeq, a predicted model, not a curated record